UAAUAAAAUCAGUAUUUAUUGAAUUAUUUGGUUCAAUUUCGAUAUUUAAUUUUGGAAGAAUUAAAUAAAAGAGUGAGACGCUCUAUGGCGCGCACUAUCAAUCUUAAAACAUACCGAAAUGGUUUAUCUCCUGUCCGUGCCUUGCACGUGCCUUUCCCCCAAAUCCAUAAACCCUAAUCCCAAAUGCUGCACCCAAUCGGAAAGAGGCGUCUCCUUCGACGCCGGCGACACCUUCUUCCGCCGCGAGAGCUCCACCGGCCGCGACCUCGGCGUCCUCGCCGCAGCCGUGUACAAAAAGUCCAACAACGUCCUCAAGGUGCUCGACGCAAUGUCCGGCUGCGGAAUCCGCUCUCUCCGCUACCUCACCGAAGCCGACGCCGACUUCGUGCUCGCCAACGACGCCAAUCCUGACUGCGGCGGCGUUAUCUCCUCCAAUCUCUCAAACGCCGCCGCCGGCGCCGCCGCGAGCGGCCGGUGGGAGGUCAAGCACGCCGACGCCACUCGCAUCUUAACGGAGUGUUACCUGGAGAGGAAUUACUUCGAUUUAAUCGACGUCGACUCGUUCGGGAGCGAGUCGUGUUACCUCAGAGCUGCCAUGCUCGCCGUGAAGCUCGACGGACUUCUCUACGUCACUUCCACCGACGGUUACUCCUCCGGCGGCCAUCGCCCCCAGCAUACUCUGGCUGCCUACGGAGCAUACGUUAAGCACGUGCCGUAUUCGAACGAGGUCGGAUUGCGAAUGCUGAUAGGCGGGGCGGUGAGGGAGGCCGCCGUGUUGGGCUAUCACGUCGUGCCGCUCUUCUCCUACUACUCGUACCACGGCCCCGUGUUCCGGGUGCUGCUUCAAGUGAAGCGCGGCAAGUUCGGUAUUACCAGGCAUUAUCGGUUCAUCAGCUACUGCAGCCGGUGUGGGAAUUCGCGGACGGUGUCGUGGGAUGACUUGGGUGUAACGGGUUGUUCUUGUGCUGAGGUUCCUUCGGGUUCGGUUGUUGUUUCCGGGCCACUCUGGACGGGACCUCUUCACAGCGCAUCAUUUCUUGGCGAAAUGCAGGACUUGGCCGAGCAAUGGGGUUGGACGGGCAACGGGACAUCAUCGGGGAAACAUCUUCGAGCCCUGCUGAAAGCGAUGAUUGACGAGAGCGAUCCUGCAUUACCAUUUGGAUACAUCAAAAUCGACGAGAUAGCGAGCCGGGCGAAGGUCAAUUCACCUCGACUGGAUACACUGCUGCGAGCCCUCCACAAGGAACAGUAUGCGGCCUGCAGGUCGCACAUACACGCGAAUGCAGUCAAGACAAACUGUCCUAUGGUGGAUUGCGUGCGCCUCGUGAAGGAGCUACAACAGAUUUCAUCAGGAGGCCAUUUGUAGAUCCCAAUAACUUAGCUCUACCAUGUACAAAGAUCUUUUUCUAAUCCAUUACAGAUUUUGUAAUUCUUUAGAUCUGAUUGACAUAACGUAUUAAUAUACAUACAUACAGCAACAUUGGACUCUCCGGCAUAACGCCUGAUCUGAACACAAGUUCGUGUUGUUCGAUAUAAACUUCAAAUUUUUGGCAAAAUACACAAUAGAAAAGAACAAUUCGAGUAGAAAAAGUUCAGAUAAACUAUGAAUAUAAAAGUUGUAUUACUAUAGGUGUCGACGGUUUCGAGGUCUAGGCUCAAUAAUCAGAUCUCGAGCCCACUCGACUAACAAGAGCUAAGAGCAAGACUAUGUUGGUUCAUCGAGCCUAACGUAAAAAAGUAAAAAAAAAAACACACACCACUGCAUGCAUCA
Andrographis paniculata is the source of this 1771-nucleotide messenger RNA. RefSeq names its product tRNA (guanine(26)-N(2))-dimethyltransferase. Gene Ontology annotation, cellular component: nucleus. Bases 119 to 1366 code for a protein of 415 amino acids. Gene Ontology annotation, biological process: tRNA N2-guanine methylation. The record is from RefSeq and is a predicted model, not a curated record. The transcript has 6 exons. Gene Ontology annotation, molecular function: RNA binding. NCBI's taxonomy places the organism in Eukaryota, Viridiplantae, Streptophyta, Magnoliopsida, Lamiales, Acanthaceae.